Lonchura striata (white-rumped munia) is the source of this 2925-nucleotide messenger RNA. It is a transcript of the gene SPATA20, whose product is annotated as spermatogenesis associated 20. NCBI's taxonomy places the organism in Eukaryota, Metazoa, Chordata, Aves, Passeriformes, Estrildidae. Gene Ontology annotation, biological process: carbohydrate metabolic process. The record is from RefSeq and is a predicted model, not a curated record.
GGCCGGGGAGCGGGGCCGGCCCUGGGGGCGCCACCGCCGCGUCCCCGCCGCCGCGGGAGUCCUCCCGCACCUCUGCUGUGCCCGCUGCGUGCUCGCUGCGGCGCCCUGCAACCCUUCUGCGCCUCCUCUAGGUUCUCCCUUUCCGCACCCGUGCACAUUUCUAACGGGGAUCGCAGCCAUGUCCACGGUGGGGACAGCCGGCCCCCCCAGCGUCCCUCGUCACACCAACCGCCUGAUUAAUGAAAAGUCCCCGUACCUCCUGCAGCAUGCCCACAACCCUGUGGAUUGGUACCCUUGGGGUCAGGAAGCCUUUGAUAAAGCAAAGACAGAAAACAAGCUGAUAUUCCUGUCAGUUGGCUACUCUACCUGCCACUGGUGCCAUGUCAUGGAAGAGGAGUCCUUCAAGAGCAAGGAGAUUGGGGACAUCAUGAAUGAACACUUUGUAUGCAUCAAAGUGGAUCGUGAGGAGCGGCCAGAUGUGGACAAAGUGUACAUGACCUUCGUGCAGGCCACCAGUGGUGGAGGUGGUUGGCCCAUGAGUGUCUGGCUGACCCCAGACCUCAAGCCCUUUGCUGGGGGGACGUACUUCCCUCCUGAGGAUGGAGUUAAUCGUGUUGGUUUUCGGACUGUGCUGCUCCGGAUCGCAGAGCAGUGGAAGGAGAACAAAGAUGCCCUGUUGGAGAGCAGCCAGAGGAUUCUGGAAGCAUUGCGACACACAUCAGAGAUCCGUGUUCAGGGCCAGGCAUCACCCCCACCAGCCAAAGAGGUGAUGGACACGUGUUUCCAGCAGCUCUCCAGAUCCUAUGAUGAGGAGUAUGGUGGCUUUUCCAAAUACCCCAAGUUCCCCAUGCCAGUGAAUUUGAAUUUCCUGUUCACCUACUGGGCCCUGCACCAAACUACUCCAGAAGGUACCCGGGCACUGCAGAUGGCUCUGCACACCCUCAAGAUGAUGGCCCAUGGGGGCAUCCAUGACCACAUUGGUCAGGGGUUUCACCGCUACUCCGUCGACCAGCACUGGCAUGUCCCUCACUUUGAGAAGAUGCUCUAUGACCAGGGACAGCUGGCAGCCAUAUACAGCAAAGCCUUCCAGAUCUCUGGGGAUGAAUUCUUUGCUGAUGUCGUCCGAGACAUUCUACUCUACGUCUCACGUGACCUGAGUGACCAGGCAGGAGGUUUCUAUAGUGCACAAGAUGCAGAUUCCUACCCGACCACCACAUCCAGAGAGAAGCGAGAAGGAGCUUUCUGUGUGUGGGCAGCCAAGGAGCUCCGGGCUCUCCUCCCUGAUCCUGUUGAGGGUGCCACAGAGGGGACAACCUUGGCAGAUGUCUUCAUGCACCACUAUGGAGUGAAAGAGGCUGGCAACGUGGACCCUGCAAGGGACCCCCAUCAGGAGCUGAAGGGAAAGAACGUCCUCAUUGUCCACUGCUCCCCAGAGCUGACGGCAGCCAAAUUCGGGCUGGAGCCAGGCCAACUGAGUACCCUGCUGCAGGAAUGCCAACAGAGACUGUCCUCAGCCCGGGCACAGCGGCCACAGCCACACCUGGACACCAAGAUGCUGGCAGCAUGGAAUGGGCUGAUGAUCUCAGGCUUUGCCCAGGCUGGGGCUGCCCUAUCUGAGCACGGAUAUGUGAGUAGGGCUGCACAGGCAGCUGCUUUCCUGAGGACACACCUUUUCGACCCAGACAGCGGGAAGCUGCUGCGGAGCUGCUAUCAGGGCAUGCACAACUCAGUGGAGCAGAGUGCUCUGCCCAUCCAGGGCUUCCUGGAGGAUUAUGUCUUUGUCAUCCAGGCACUCUUUGACCUGUAUGAAGUCUCGCUGGAGCAGGGCUGGCUGGAGUGGGCCCUUCAUCUCCAGCACAUGCAAGACAAGCUCUUCUGGGACCCUAAAGGCUUUGCUUAUUUCUCCACUGAGGCCAGCGAUCCCUCCCUGCUCCUGCGUCUCAAGGACGACCAAGAUGGAGUAGAGCCCGCCCCUAACUCUGUCGCUGUCACAAACCUGCUCCGAGCAGCUUGUUACUCUGGUCGUAUGGACUGGGUGGAAAAAGCUGGCAAGAUCUUGGCUGUCUUCUCAGAGAGGCUGCAGAAGAUCCCGAUAAUCCUCCCAGAGAUGGUCCGGGCCACCGCUGUCUUCCAUCGCACCCUCAAACAGGUCGUCAUCUGUGGGGACCCCCAAGGAGAAGACACCAAAGAGAUGCUGCAUUGUGUCCACUCUGUCUUCAGCCCAAACAAGGUGCUGAUGGUCGCAGAUGGAGACAACGCUGGGUUCCUCUACCGCCAGCUGCCUUUCCUUGCAUCCCUGGAGAGGAAGGAUGGGAAAGCCACUGCCUAUGUCUGCAGCAACUUCACCUGCUCCCUGCCUGUCACCUCUGUCCAGGAGCUGCGUGGGAUGCUCAGCCCAUGAGCCCUUCAGUCCUGCUGCCUGUGGGAAAGCAAGAGUGGGACAGGCUGGCCUGGGAAUAUGGAAGAACCCAUUAUAGAGGCAACCUGAGCACCAUCCCAGAUGGUUCCUAGCAGUGCAGUGGGGCUGUGCCCUUCCCCAUCUGCAGCAGGCUGGGGUCUACUUGCACUAUUGCACCAGCAGUGUCUCAGCACAGCUGACUGUGGUCCUGGGUGCUGUUUUUGGUCACCCAUGGAGGAGCAUUUCCUGCCCCUGUAUACAUGCUUGCUUCUCACCUCUUGCUAAGGAAAAGGAAACUGAAUUAAAUAUAAAUCCCAGUGUUAAUGGAGAAGUCAGAUGGGAAAACUGUUAGGGUUCCUAUGGCAACCCAGGGUAACACUGUCAAAAGCACCUGGAUGACUUGGGAGUCAAGCGCUCUUAAAAGUGUUACUGGCAACAACAGCUGUGGUAUUUUUCCAUUACAGAGGAGAUUGUAACAUACAUUAACUUAAUAUAUAGUGCAUGGAAAAAAACCUGAUUACAGCUGA